AUGGAGCUUCAUAUGUAUUUUAGCGAGGCAGAUUCUUAGCAGCUGUAUUCAAAUCCGAUACCCUACAUACAUUUAUUGCACUGAUCGACUGGAGGGAUGGAGGCCCACAAUUUGUCCUGUAUCAUUUGCUUGGACCCCUUCAUGGUCCCAGUCACCAUCCCAUGCGGUCACACCUUCUGUCGAGACUGCAUCACGGCGCACUGGGACAUCAAGUCCAAGUCCGACAUAGGGCCGCAUUGCCCUAUCUGCAAUGAGAAAUUCACCACCAGGCCUGUCCUGAAUCGCAACGUGUCCCUGUCCUUUCUGUCCGAGGCCACAGCGAACAGUGCCAGUGUGUCCAGUAGAGACACUGUACCAGUUAUGAGGGGCGACAUGACCAGAGCCAUGGCCCUGAUUAUGUGUGACCGACACAAGAAACCCCUGGUGUAUUACUGCCGGACAGACAACAUGUGCGUGUGCUGCGAGUGUGCCAUCUCUGAGUGUAGGAACCACGAGCAGGUGCUGGUGGAGCGUGAGAGGGAGAACCGAGAGUUACUGCUGAGGAGGAAGAGUGUGAAGGUGGGAAUAUGUAUGGAGGAGACUGAGAGGAGCAUCGCUGGGCUGACAGAAAAUAUUGCCAAAGCCAAGGUGACCCUGCAGCAGACCUCCCACUGGGUGAAUGCCAAGUUCUCCAUGCUGUUGAAGGUCCUAGCAGAGAAACAGGCGUCUACGGGGAACUUCAUUGAGCAGGAGGAGGCUUCUCUCUCCCAGGCAGAGGUCAGGCUAGAGGAGCUGCAGGAGAGGGCCCAGCAACUCAGGGAAAGCCAGGGCCAGAUCGCAGCCCUUAGCAACCUGUCCGACACCCAGCUAAUACAGGAGUCUCGGCUGGUGGAGGUCCCUCGUAUGAAGGACAUUCCAGUGGAUGUGACCCUUAACCUGCAGGAGAGGCUCAGUGGGGUGACAGACGUCCUGUCGCGGAUCUCAAAGCUGGUGUCUGAGGACCUGGAGAAGGCUGUGUCUACAGCUGUGAGGCAGGACAAGCAAGGUUCUCCCCAGGAUAAGCGCCCCGUCCUGGCUGUGGUCCCCAGCCCUGCUGUUCCAUUACACCCAGCUGGGAAGAAAGGCCUCAGUGAAUACCACUGCACCCUGACCUUUGACCCUCGUACGGCCAACAGUCACCUGCUACUCUCCCAGGAGAAUCGACGGGCAGAACACCUGACCUCUGCGCCGCGCCGUGUCCCAGCCCACGAGGCUCGCUUUGACCACACCUGGCAGGUGCUCUGCUUCCAGGGCUUCAAACACGGACAGCAUUACUGGGAGCUAGAGGUGUCUAAGCCAUGGGCCUACCUGGGGGUGACCUACGAGGGCAUCCCCAGGAAGGAAAAGGGAAAGAGUUGCAUGGUGGGAAUGAACGAUCUGUCCUGGAGCCUCCAGCUGGAUGAGCACCAGCUGAGCGCCUGGCACAACGGGCGCCGGGAGACGGUGGCUGGCCACUACCACCACUCCCACAUCGGAAUGCUGCUGGACUACGAGGCGGGAACGCUGACGUACUAUGGAGACGGGCAGACGCGGCUGCAUUCCUUCUACUGUGCCUUCACUCAGGAGCUGUUCCCCGCCUGUUGGAUAGGGGAGGGCGUCAGCAUUACCCUCUGCUCGCCAUGACGACAACACCAAAGGGAAUGACUGUGACCUAAAUGUCAUAAGGGACUAGUCUUGUAAAGCUGAUGACAGUGUUGUGAUGUCACCUUACUGUGGGAGACUGACUUGAACGGGAGCGAUUAGUAAGCACACAUGUGACACGGGACUGUUAAUGUUCUGAAAUAUGGGAUCAGACUCGGGACAGUGGACUAGUCUUUGGGAUACUGAUGUGGAUUUGCAAGUUGUCCGAACCGGAAGCACAGUUAGCAACUGGAAAUGACUACUGUACGGGAAACCGGUUUUCCAUAAGAGGAGGGAAAAGCACAUUUCUAGGGCUUCUAGAGGCUGAAGAAAUUUCACAAAAGUUCCUGUUGGAAUUGUACUGGAGCUGAUGUUAAAUGUUUUGCACUACUUUGUGUUGGAAGUUGGAACUGGACAUAACUAUGGUAUUAAUGUAGACAUGGUGCCAGCCAGUUUCUGAUUUAGACCACUUGUCAUUUUGUUAAACAAGGCUAUAAAAACACAGAAAUAGUCAGGUACCCAGGUUAGCAUCACAAUGUGUACAGAAAAAUAAAAGACUUGUCAAAUGAAUAAAAAUUGACACAAUUCAACAUCACAAGAUCAGUUUAAUAAAAAUCCAAUGCAUAUUAGUUACAAUUCAGCCCAUGCUUUGCUUUUGUCUUUUUUAAUAAUAUAUUUGACCAUUUCAAAUGAAUUAACUCAAUAAAUUAGUGGGAGCUUGAAAUAAAUAUAUAGCCAUAUCUUACUUUUUUACUAUACACAUAGCCAUGGCAGGAGCGAAGAGGCCCGAUGCAUAGCAUUCUGAAAGUGCAAAGAAUCUGCCGGCUGCAUUGUGCCACAGAGAGAAAAGAGAGAUGCCCAAAUAUUAAAGGUGCUCAGAUCAGAUUCAGGAGACUGACCUCAAACAUGUCAGUAAACUACACACCACAAGAGAAGUAGAUAGCCAUUAGUGUUGUUCGAUGAGAGAGAAGUGACUAUUGAUCUAAACUGUUAGUCCAGAACACUGCAGAGUGAUGUGAUGCAAGGAAUU
Molecule: messenger RNA, 2668 nt
Organism: Coregonus clupeaformis (lake whitefish)
Lineage: Eukaryota; Metazoa; Chordata; Actinopteri; Salmoniformes; Salmonidae
Product: tripartite motif-containing protein 65-like
Exons: 8
Coding region: 97-1641 (514 amino acids)
Molecular function (GO): protein binding; zinc ion binding
Source: RefSeq, a predicted model, not a curated record